CGUAAAGGAACUCCCAAACAUGUCCUGCUAAUCGCACGGUGCCAGUGGCACCUUGCGGGUGGUUCCGAAAACCUACACGUUAACCUGCAAAAUUAACAAUGGCUACCGCUCAGUACGAAAAGAAAAGGCGCCAGCCGCAGGGUCAGCCGGCAACGGAACAGACGGCCAAGCCCGAGAAGACGGCAAAGGCUGCUGUGACUACCACGAAUGGCGAGGAGGAUUUCCCUCGUGGUGGCGCAGAUGCUUUGACGGCGCUCGAGCGUAAGCAAUUGGCCGAGGCGGCGAAGGCGGAGGUGGAGGCUGAGUUCGCGGAGGGGAAGCAGCAAAAGAGCAAAAAGCCUCGAACUGGAAAGAAGGGCGAGGAUGACGAGGACGCGUUUUUCGGGCGCCAGGCGGCCUCCCUUGAGGGCAAAAUGGCCAAGCAUGUGGAGCUGUUGCGCGUCAAGAACCUGUCGGUGGGCACCAAGCUGUGGGGCAUGGUGCUGGAGGUGACGCCACGUGGCCUGGUCAUCUCCCUGCCGCACGGCCUGCGCGGGCACGUGGCGCCCGCACGCGCCUCCGACAUCCUGGCCGCCAUGCUCAAAGCGCCCGCCGGCGGCGUAGCCGCCGCCGCCACCACGCCCGCCGCCAAAAAGGCGGCGGCCCUGGUCGCGGCGGCCGGCGGCGCCGCGCCGCCGCUCACUGACCUGUUCGCGGUCGGGCAGUUUGUCCGCUGCGUGGUGGUGGAGGGCCCGGAGGGCGCAGGCGAGGGUCGCAGCGCGAAGCACGUGGAGCUGAGCCUGCUGCUGCGUGACGUGCAGGGGCAGUUGGGGGCGGGCGGGCUGGUGGAGGGGGCGGCGGUGGGGGCGUGUGUGCGCAGUGUGGAGGACCACGGCUACACGCUGAGCUUCGGCAUCAAGGGCACCAGCGGCUUCCUGCGGCGGAAGGACUACGUGGAGCAGUUCGGGGAGGGCGUGGCGUUGCAGGUGGGGGGUCUGCUGGAUGUGGUGGUUCGCUCGGCGGGCGACAAACGCAACGUGCUGGUGGGGUGCGGCCCGGGUGACGUGGCGGGCGCGGUGACCAAGGAGGCGGACGCCAUCACGGGGCUGGACUGCCUGCUGCCGGGGGCGCUGCUGAACGUCAAGGUCCGCAAGGUGUUGUCCAACGGUCUCCUGGUGUCCUUCCUCACCUUCUUCCACGGCACUGUGGACUCAUACCACCUGCCGGCCGCAUCGCCCGCCGCCGCCGCCGCGGGCGCCGACGGCGCGGGCCUGGACUGGAGGAAGGCGUACAGCGAGGGCGCCAAGCUGCGCGCCCGGCUGCUGUACGUGGACCCGGCCGGCAAGCGCUGCGGGCUGAGCCUGCUGCCGCACCUGAUGGCCAUGGCGCUGCCCAGCCCCGUGCCCACACUGGGGAGCGUGUUCCAGGAGGCCGAGGUGAUGCGUGUGGACGCCUUUGCGGGGCCGGGGCUGCUGCUGCGGCUGCCGGGUCUGCCCGAGGGCCCCGCGCCCGCCUUCUGCCACGUGGCCAACGCGCUGGAGACAAAGGUGAAGCCGGAGGAGGCGGCGGCCGACAUGACCAAGAAGUUCAAGGCCGGCGCCAAGCUGCCUGCCCGCGUCAUCGGCUACCGGCUGAUGGACGGCAUGGCCACCGUCACUGUGCGGCCCAGCCAGGUGUCGGCCUCUGUGCUCAGCCUGGCGGACCUGGCUCCGGGCAUGUUGCUGACCGGCACCGUGACGGCCGUGCCGGACAAGGACGCCGGCGGCGGCGCGGUGGUGGUGUCGGUGGCGGAGGGGGUGCGCGGCAUUGUGCCGCCGCUGCACGCCACGGAGCUGGCCGGCAGCGGGUCCAAGGGCGGCCGCAGCGCCGCAAAGAUCAAGGUCAAGGUGGGCGAGAAGGUGGAGGCCCGCGUGUUGGAGGUGGACCCGGCCGCCCGCCGCCUGACGCUGACGCUGCGCAAGGCGCUCCUGGCGCCCAAGGCCGCGCCGCUGGCGUCGCUGGAGGCGGCGGUGCCGGGUGGCCGAUACAGCGGCCUGGUCACCGGCUUCCACGACCGCUUGGGCGUGUUCGUGACCUUCUUCGGCGGAGUGGUGGGCGCUGCCGCCGCCGCCGAGCUGGGCCUGCAGCCGGGCCAGACAGCUCAGGACGUGUUCAGCGUGGGCCAGGUGGUCAAGGCCACAGUGCUCGCGGCCGCCAAGGGCAAACUGAAGCUAUCGCUUGCGCCGAAGGCGCAAGCGGAGGCGGCUGCCGCCGCCGCCGUGGCAGCGCCGGCUGCGCCGGCUGCGCCGGCGGCUGGCGCCGCCGGCGGCGCCGCCUCCGGCGGCGCUGAUGCCCUGGGCGGUCUGCAGCCGGGCGACGUGGCGGAGGCGACGGUGGUGGAGGUGCAGGCGAGCGGCGAGGCGGCGGCGGGCGCGGCGGGCGGCGUGAGCUAUGUGCUGCGGCUGGACGUGGCGGGAGGGCCGGCGGGUGGCGUGCGCGGCAGACUGGAGGCCGCGCACCUGUCAGACCACCCAGCGGCGGUGGAGGGCUUCAAGGAGGCCAUCAAGCCCGGCAGCAAGCUGGGCCGCGUGCUCAUUCUUGACCGGCUGGAGGCGCAGCGCUGUUUGCGCGUCAGCCGAAAGCCGUCACUGCUGGCGGCGGCGGCGGCGGGCGGCGGCGGCGGCGGCGCGCUGCCCAAGGCCUUUGGCGAGGUGUCUGAGGGCGCGCUGUUGAGCGGCUAUGUGGCCAACGUGACGGGCGAUGCCGUGUAUGUGCGCUUCCUGGCGGGCCUCACUGGCCGCGCCGGCCUGCCGCAGUUGUCGGACGUGUUCGUGUCCAACCCGCGCGAGCUGUUCGCCGAGGGCCAGUCCGUGCGCUGCCUGGUGGCCACCGUGGACGCCGCCCGCCAGCGCUUCACAGUGCUGCUGCGGCCCAGCGCCACCGCCUCCAGCGACGCCGCCUACCUGAUUGACUACUUCAGGGAGAUGGCGGCGCUGCAGGUGCUGCGUGGCGACGAGGUGGCGGACGGCGCCGCCGCCGCCGCCGCCUUCCCGCUGGGGUCUCUGGCGGGCGCCGUCGUACACGAGGUCAAGGACUUCGGUCUGGUGGCGGACCUGGAUGGACACCCGGAUGUGGUGGGCCUGGUGCCCUCCAGCCACACCGGCGCCGCCGCGCCCGCGGUGGGCUCGCGCUUCAAGGGCCGUGUGCUCGACGUGGUGGCGCACCAGGGGCUGGUGGAGCUGUCGCUCAAGCCCGAGCUCACGGCGGCGGCCAAGGACGCGGCGGCGAGCAAGGAGGCGCUGCGCAAGCUCAAGCCCGGCACACAAGUGGAGGCUGUGGUGGAGGGCAUCCGCCCCGGCGAGUACCUCAUCCUGUCGCUGCCCUCCCACGCCCACCUGCUCGCCUACGCCGCCAUCACCGACUUCAACACCCCGCGCCCGGACGCCGUGCCGCGCAAGUUCACCGUCGGCCAACGCAUCUCUGCCACCGUCGCCGCCACGCCCGCCUCCGGCGCCCCCGCCGGCCGCGUGCUGUGCCACGUGCCGCUGACGCGCGCCGCCGCGGCCAAGGCUGGCGGCGGCGCAGCCGCCGCCGCUGGCGGCGCCGCCGCCGACGGCAAGAAGGGCGGCGCCGCCGCCGCCAAGGUGGAUCUGACGCCGGGCACGGUGGUGGAGGCGGUUAUCACAGGCAUCCAGCCGCAGCAGCUGGACGUGUCAAUCGGCAAGGCCUCCGGCCGCAUCCACGUCACAGAGGUUGUGGACGUCGACGUCAAGGCGCUGCUCUCCGCAGCCGCCGCGGCGGCGCUGGACGCCGCCGGCUCCUCCGCCGCCGCCGCCGGCGGCCCGCCAGCGGCGAAGAAGGCCCGCAAGGGCGAGCCCGCGGGUGCUGCGGGUGCCGCGGCGGCGGCUGCUGCUGUCAAGAACCCUCUUGACGGGUUCCGGCUGCAGCAGGUGGUGGAGGCGGUGGUGCUGGGACGGCUGCAGGGCGGCGAGGGCCACAAGCGCGGCGUCAUGGACUUGUCGCUGAGGCCCAGCCGCCUGGCCAUUGCGCGCAAGGCGGAGCCGCAGGCGCCCCCCGUGGUCCUGGGCGACCUGGUGCCCGGGCAGCAGCUGACCUGCUUCGUGCUGGAGGUGGCGGAGGACGCGCUGUGGCUGGGCGCCGGGCCCGCCGUGCGCGGCCGCUGCGCCGCCCUGGACGCCUCCCUGGACCCCAACGUGUGCGCCGACCUGUCGACGCACUUCAAGCCCGGGGCGCCGGUGCUGGCGCGCGUGCUGGCGGUGAACGCCAAGAAGCACACGCUGGACCUGUCGUUGGUGGACCCCUGCAGCGGCAAGGCCACGCACGGCUCCGAGCCGCGCGGCCCCGGCGCCGGAGCGCAGGCGCCGCUGCCGGCCGAGGGCGCUUUGGUGAUGGGCCGCAUCCUGUCCGCGUCCGGCGCCGGCGUGCGCGUGUCUCUGGGCCCCAAGCGCGCCGGCCGUGUGGCCCUGACCGACAUACACGACGCGGCCGUGCCUGACGCCCUGGCCGGCCUGACAGAGGGCACCUACGUGCGGGUGCGGGUGCUGGGCAAGGAUGGCGACUUUGCGGUGCUGUCGCUGAGGCCCUCGCGCGGAGGCGCGAUUGCGGGCGCUGCGGGUGCUGCGGGUGCUGCGGCGGCGGCUGGUGGGAAGAAGGGCAAGGACGCGGCGGCGGCUAAGGACCAGGCUGCGGCUGCUGCGCCCCAGCCCGAGCUGCUGGACGUGUCGGGCGUCAAGGUGGGCGACAGCCUGGGCGGCUACGUGAAGCGCUGCGACGCCAAGGGCGUGUUCGUGGCGCUGGACAGGUACCGCGACGGCCGCAUCAAGCUGGGCAACCUGUCCGACGGCUUCAUCGAGGACCCCGCCGCCGCCUUCCCGCCCGGCUGCCGGCUGGAGGCGCGCGUGGUGGCGCUGGAGGCGGAUGGGCGGCUGGAGCUGUCGCUCAGAACGGCGCCUCGCUCUGGCUCCUCGGGCGCCGCCAUUCAGUCGCUAGCCGAGCUCAAGGAGGGGCAGCUGGUGUCGGGCCGCGUGCGACGGGUGGAGAAGUUCGGCGUGUUUGUGGAGGUGGAGGGCAACAGCUCGGUGGUGGGGCUGGCGCACAUCAGCGAGCUGGCGGACGGCGCCGUCAAGGACAUCUCCGCACUGUUCAAGCCCAAGCAGGCGGUCAAGGCGGUGGUGACCAAGAUUGACGCCGCCGCCAACCGCCUGUCUCUGUCCAUGAAGCCGUCCGUGCUGCAGCAGGCCGAGGAGGCGGCGGCCGCAGCAGGCGGUGGCGCGGGCAAGCGGAAACGUGGCGCCGACAUCGAUGACGAGAUGGCAGACCUUGCAGAUGACGACGACGACGACGAGGAGGAGGAGGAGGAGGACGGCGAGGGUGACGAGGAUGGCGAGGGCGAGGAGGAGGACGGCGAGGAGGAGGAUGGCGAGGAGGACGAGGAGGCGGAUGGCGAGGAGGGCCCCGGAUCGGACGUGGACGUUGACGACGUGGACGUGUCGGAGGAGGAGGAGGAGGAGGACGAUGACGACGACCAGGACGGCGAUGCCGAUGUCGCCAUGGCGGACGCGUCGGAUGACGACGAGGCGGAUGGCGAGGACGAGGAGGAGAACGAGGAGGAGGACGAGGCGACACAGCGCUCCAAACCAGCCACCACCUCCACUGGGGCUCUGGACCUGACCACGCCAUGGGGUGAGCUGCUGCUGGCAGACGACCCAAGGGCCGCGGCGCCCGCCGCCGCCGCCGCCUCAGACGGCGACAAGGCCGGCAAGGGUUUGAGCAAGGCUGCGAAGAAACGGCUCAAGGAGCAGCAUGAGCGCGAGAUCCGGGAGGCGGAGCUGGCCCGGCUAUCUGGCACCGCGGCGCCGCAGACGCCCGCCGACUUUGAGCGGCUGGUGCUGGCCAGCCCCAACAGCUCGUUCGUGUGGAUCAAGUACAUGGCGCACCACAUCGGUCUGGGCGACAUGGACGCCGCGCGCAAGGUGGCGCAGCGCGCGCUGGACUCGAUCAACUACCGCGAGGAGGGCGAGAAGUUCAACGUGUGGGUUGCCUGGCUGAACCUGGAGAACGCCUUCGGCACGCAGCCCAGCCCCGAGGAGGCGGCCAUGGGGCUGCUGCGGCGCGCGCUGUCGUACACGGACCAGAAGAAGAUGUACAUGGCAGCGCUGGGCAUCUUUGAGCGCAGCGGCAAGGAGGAGCUCGCCGAGCAGGUGGCCAAGACCCUGACCAAGAAGUUCGGAGGCAGCUGCAAGGUCUGGGUGCGCGCGCUGGAGCGGGCGCUGGUCAAGGACGACGGAGAGGGCGCGCGCAAGUUGCUGGAGCGCGCCACUCAGUCGCUGCCGGGCCGCAAGCACAUCAAGCUGCUCACGCGGGCGGCGCUGUCGGAGUUCCGGCUGGGCUCGGCGGAGCGCGGGCGCGGCAUCCUGGAGGGCGUGCUGCGCAACUACCCCAAGCGGCUGGACCUGUGGAACGUGUACAUCGACCAGGAGAUCAAGACCGGCGAGCAGCCGCGCAUCCGGGCGCUGUUUGAGCGCGCCACGCACCUGCCGCUGCCGCCCAAGAAGAUGAAGUUCCUGUUCCGGAGGUACCUGGAGUAUGAGAAGGAGGAGGGCGACGAUGCCAGCGUGGAGCAUGUGAAGCGGCGUGCCAUGGAGUUUGUGGAGAACUCGCUCAAGGCGUGAGGAGUGAGGAGUGAAGAGGCGUUGCCGUGAGGGAAAGAAUGUUGGCUUGCAGGUGCGCUGGUGUCAGUUGCAGGUGUGUGGGAGUAGGAUGACGCGUGGCAAAGAGAUGGUGGUUGUGGAGGCGGCGUAUGGCAAGCCGGGAGCAGCAGCAGGCGGGAGCAGCAGAGCGUUUGGUUGAGGUAGUUUGGACCCGUUUGCUUGUACUGAUGUGUGCGCUGGCGCCAAAUUUGGGGUUUGGCGCCAAUACUUGUCCUGUGGCAAACACGUGGUGCAGUGGGCUGCACACGCGCCGACCGUUUGGACGUCCAGGCGGUGUGCGAGGCUGACUUCGUUUGUCUGUGAGACCGGUCUGCUGGGACCCAGCUUUGGUUACUCGCAUUCGAGGCUGCACUUUGGGGAUUUGGGUGCAGCGCUGUAAAGUGCUGGUCAG
This is a messenger RNA of Chlamydomonas reinhardtii, 7080 nucleotides long. RefSeq lists its product as uncharacterized. The record is from RefSeq and is a predicted model, not a curated record. Gene Ontology annotation, biological process: rRNA processing. Lineage: Eukaryota; Viridiplantae; Chlorophyta; Chlorophyceae; Chlamydomonadales; Chlamydomonadaceae. Gene Ontology annotation, cellular component: small-subunit processome; nucleolus; nucleus. The transcript has 28 exons. Gene Ontology annotation, molecular function: protein binding; RNA binding. The coding region runs from base 99 to 6650 and encodes 2183 amino acids.